GCGGCGGCGGCGGGAGAGGGCGCCCGGCGCCGGCCCGCAGCUCCUGGGGCAGCGCAGCCCCGACACCGCCGCGCCGCCCGGCCUCCCCGAGUUGCCCCAGCCAUGUCUUCCAGCUCCCCCCCGGGCGAGCAGAAAAGCCGGAGCCUGGGCCGGCUGUCGCUGCCCAGGAAAGGCAGUAUGACGCCCGGUAAGAAGCCCUCGGCGCUGGAGCUGGCCGAGAGCACCCCCAACGCCCACUACGCCCCACUCUCCGCCGCCCAGGGCGGGCAGCCGCCGGCGGGCUGCAGCCCGGAGCCGGAGCGGCCGCUGCGCCUGAAGAGCGAGGUGGUGGUGGUGAACGCCGACUGUCCGCGGCCCCCCGUCAGCCUCGACCCCCGCGUCUCCAUCUACAGCCUCCGCAAGCCCCUGCUGAGCCGCAGCAGCGUCCAGGGCAGGGUCUACAACUUCUUGGAGCGGCCCACGGGCUGGAAGUGCUUCGUGUACCACUUCACCGUCUUCCUUAUUGUGCUGAUAUGCCUUAUUUUCAGCGUGCUUUCUACAAUUGAACAGUAUGCAGCUCUUGCUACAGGGACGUUAUUUUGGAUGGAAAUUGUAUUAGUGGUAUUCUUUGGAACAGAAUAUGUGGUUCGGUUAUGGUCAGCAGGAUGCCGCAGUAAAUAUGUUGGAAUAUGGGGAAGACUUCGUUUUGCUAGGAAGCCUAUUUCAAUCAUUGAUUUAAUUGUAGUUGUUGCUUCCAUGAUAGUUCUUUGUGUGGGCUCUAAAGGUCAAGUCUUUGCAACCUCAGCUAUCAGGGGCAUCCGUUUUCUGCAGAUUUUACGAAUGCUGCAUGUUGACCGUCAGGGUGGUACAUGGAGGCUGCUGGGAUCAGUUGUGUUCAUACACAGACAAGAACUGAUAACUACACUUUACAUUGGAUUUCUGGGCCUGAUUUUUUCCUCUUAUUUUGUGUACCUGGCUGAAAAAGAUGCUGUAAAUGAUUCUGGAGAAACAGAGUUUGGCAGCUAUGCAGAUGCCCUGUGGUGGGGAGUAGUGACUGUUACAACUAUCGGCUAUGGGGAUAAAGUGCCUCAGACCUGGAUAGGAAAGACGAUUGCAUCUUGUUUUUCAGUAUUUGCAAUUUCAUUUUUUGCACUACCUGCGGGAAUUCUUGGUUCAGGCUUUGCCCUAAAGGUACAACAGAAACAACGACAGAAGCAUUUCAACCGUCAAAUUCCAGCUGCUGCCUCUCUCAUACAGACUGCAUGGAGAUGCUAUGCAGCAGAAAACCCAGACUCUUCUACAUGGAAAAUAUACAUUCGAAAACCUGCCAGAAAUUAUCAUUUGCUGUCACCCAGUCCAAAACCGAAGAAAUCAGUGAUGGUUAAAAAGAAGAAAUUUAAGUUAGACAAGGACAAUGGGCCUUCUUCUCCAGAUAGAAUGUUAACUGUUCCACACAUCACUUAUGACCAUGUGACUGAGGACAGGAAACCUGAUUUCAGUUUUGAAGCUUAUGAAAAUUCUGGACAAACAGGAAUGUUAAAAUUGCUUGAUUGUCAGCGCUCCUGGCCAUCCUUUUCUGCAGACCAGCAGUCUUCCAGUGCUCCUUCCUCUCCAGUGAAAAAAAGCCCAACGUUUUUAGAUGUGAACACAGGACCCUUCAUCAGGACCAACAGCUUUGCCGAUGAGCUUGACCUGGAGGGUGAGACACUGUUGACCCCAAUAACUCACAUCUCACAGCUGCGAGAACACCACCGUGCUGCAAUUAAGGUGAUUCGUAGGAUGCAGUAUUUUGUGGCAAAGAAAAAGUUUCAGCAAGCUAGAAAGCCCUAUGAUGUCCGAGAUGUUAUUGAGCAGUAUUCGCAGGGCCACCUCAACCUGAUGGUGCGAAUCAAGGAGUUACAGAGGAGGUUGGACCAAUCCAUAGGGAAGCCAUCUCUUUUUAUCUCCGUCUCAGAAAAAAGCAAAGAUCGAGGGAAUAACACGGUUGGUGCCAGGCUGAACAGAGUGGAGGACAAGGUUACACAAAUGGACCAGAAACUGAACCUCAUUACAGAUAUGCUGCAUCAUCUGGUUUCCCGUCAGCAGGGGGAUCAAGGAAACAACAGAUCAUCUCAGAGAGGCAACAAUGUCAAUUCAGAUCUUUUUCUCCCUAAUAACACCCUGCCGACCUAUGAGCAACUGACAGUACCAAGAAGAAACGAAGAUGAUGUAUCCUGAUGUGGUAUAAGUCUGGGUUGGGUUCUUCCCACCUUUCUCCUUUAAAUGGGACUGAAUGUUGAGAACCUGGAAGGAAUUAAGUUCAUCAGCCAUCCAAGAAAACACGCUCAAACUGUACCUGUACCACUAGUCUCAAACACGCUCUUCUAAAGCCGCUCGUAAUAGCCAAAGGAUUGCCAGGCUGUCUUCUACCAGGCAAAACUUACUGAAGCUCCACAUUGAUUUUGUUCAUUAGCAAAUAAUCACAACUCGUUAUUUCUCAGAAAGACCAAAAUGAUGUAAAGACAGUCAAAAUGGCAAGGAUUUAGAGCUCCUUUAAUAAUAAUAAUAGUAAUAAUAAUAUUCUAAUAAUACUUGAACUUAGAUGGAAAAAGUGCAUUCUGUUUAUGAAUCUGCAGAUAGCAAUAUGUUUCUACUACUAAGGUUUUUAAAACAAACUAGGAUAACUUAUGUUGUUUUUACUGCAUAAACGUACACUAACAUUCUAGAGAAUGACAAACCACAUACUGAAUGAUUUGCUUUUUUUCUGUUUUAUUUUAACAUUGCUACAUAAACAGUUAUCAGAUAAUGACCAGAUUUUUUAAAUCUGUUUUUCUUCAGGGAGGAACUAAUCCUUAAUCUGGAACAAUACUAUUUAUAGUGGAAAGUGCUAUAGAUUUUUUAAGAUAUCAGUUUUUCAUGGGGAGACAAUAAAGUAUUACAUAGAAAAAAUGAUUCUGCUUUCUAGAAAAUUGUUGCCAAAGAAUUUAUAUAUAAAUAGAAAACACAGUGGUCUGAAUGUACUUGUCCUGAAAUAGCUUUUUAAAAAGAAGGCCCACUACUUCAUAAAUCUUCUGCUUUUUAGCUUACAGUCACCAAGAAUAGUACAAGAGGCUGAAGUCACUGGACUUGCUGGUCAAGUGCUUGAGCUGGCCACUUCCUGAGCAUCCAUAAUCCUUGCAGAAAUUGAGGCCCCAGUUCGGGAAAGCACCUCUCAUCCAGACAGCAUAUAUGACAAUUUGAAUAGUUUCCUGAAUAAUGUCUGGAGAAAUUCAACUCCCUACAAGAGUCAUUUGGUAUUGAAAAGUGCCAGCUCUAAUUUAGAGGACCGAGGGCCUCGGCUACAACCCAUGGAGCUGAACCACAUUACCCCACAUGAUAGCUGCAAUAAAGCCAGCAGUGUUUGGCUCACUGUGAUUUUUCGCAUACACAACAUGAGCAGGAUUUGGGCUUUGAUUACUAAGGUUGAAAUUUAGCCCUUGCAGGUAGUCAUCACCUGUACCAUAUCAGCCCUGCUUUAAAGUGGACAGAGUGUCAGGAAAAUCUAUUUAGUCCAAUGUGGUGGUGGUGGUAGCCUGUACCGCUGGCAAAAGAAGGAGAAGUAGACAGAUUUAUCAGCUCUUGCACUUUGAGCAUCAUACACAUCCAGUGCACCCUGUUUCCCUCACUGCACAGCCUGUGCCCCGUGGUGGUCUCUCUCCCUCUCCUGGAAAACCGAUGCCCUAAAGCCUCGUAACUUUGCACAGCAGUUAACGUCACCAGUCUUUAAUCUCCUUGAGCAGUCUGAAAUACUGAUGUGUGAUGAACUGAGAUCGCAGGGAACCUUCUUACAGUGCUGCUCAUAUUCCGGGCUUUCUUUUCAACAUUUCAUCUCUUUCACUUGGACUGCAGAGAAAAGUAUACUGUAUUUAACUUUACAGAUUAUGUUACAAUUAUCCAGCCUUGCUGCUGUACAGCAGAUAAAUGUUAAGGCUGCAGAAAUUUACAGGCAUAAACAGGAAUUGUAUCUGGGCAUUAUGUUUUAUAGGAAUCAAAAUUAUUGUCAUGAUUUUGAACAUUUUUUAAAUGAGAUUCACGAUGUAAUUUCAGGUUAUCAAUCAGCCUGUUAAUUUCCUAAUAAAAUACAGGACAA
Molecule: messenger RNA, 4087 nt
Organism: Aquila chrysaetos chrysaetos
Lineage: Eukaryota; Metazoa; Chordata; Aves; Accipitriformes; Accipitridae
Gene: KCNQ1
Product: potassium voltage-gated channel subfamily Q member 1
Exons: 18
Coding region: 103-2196 (697 amino acids)
Biological process (GO): potassium ion transport; transmembrane transport
Cellular component (GO): membrane; voltage-gated potassium channel complex
Molecular function (GO): voltage-gated potassium channel activity
Source: RefSeq, a predicted model, not a curated record